Lontra canadensis (Northern American river otter) is the source of this 1093-nucleotide messenger RNA. RefSeq names its product RCAN family member 3 (gene RCAN3). NCBI's taxonomy places the organism in Eukaryota, Metazoa, Chordata, Mammalia, Carnivora, Mustelidae. The record is from RefSeq and is a predicted model, not a curated record. Gene Ontology annotation, biological process: calcium-mediated signaling. Bases 259 to 984 code for a protein of 241 amino acids. Gene Ontology annotation, cellular component: cytoplasm; nucleus. Gene Ontology annotation, molecular function: nucleic acid binding; calcium-dependent protein serine/threonine phosphatase regulator activity. The transcript is spliced from 5 exons.
CUGCGGCUCCCGCGAGCGUCGAGGGCGUGGCGGCGAGGCUGCCGGCGGCCGGAGCCGCGCGGACUGUGUCCCGGCUGCCGCCCGCUGCUGUCUCCCCGGCCCCCGCUCCUCGCGGCGCCCCGGCUCCCGCUUAGCCGGUCGGGCCGCCCGGGCCUCGCCCCUUCCCGCCUUCCCUCCAUCCUGCAGCGGCGGAGCGCGCAGAUGCCUUGUAGACACCUUAGGACUUUCAAAACAGAGAAGACCUGCUGUUAGGAGAUAAUGCUGGGGGACACUAUGAAAUCUUGGAGUGAUAGCCAGUCAGACCUCUGUAGCAGUGACCAAGAAGAGGAAGAAGAGAUGGUUUUUGGUGAAAAUGAAGAUGAUUUGGAAGAGAUGAUGGAUUUCAGUGAUCUGCCUACCUCACUUUUUGCUUGCAGCGUCCACGAAGCGGUGUUUGAGGUGCAACAGCAGAAGGAGAGAUUUGAAGCACUUUUCACUGUCUAUGAUGACCAGGUGACAUUUCAGUUGUUUAAGAGCUUUCGGAGAGUCAGGAUAAAUUUCAGCAAACCAGAAGCAGCAGCAAGAGCGCGAAUAGAGCUCAAUGAAACAGACUUCAACGGGAAGAAGCUGAAGCUGUAUUUUGCACAGGUCCAGAUGUCCAGCGAAACCCGGCACAAGUCCUAUUUACUGCCGCCGCAGCCUGUCAAACAGUUCCUCAUCUCCCCUCCUGCCUCCCCGCCUGUGGGCUGGAAGCAGGGGGAGGACGCCACGCCUGUUAUAAACUAUGACUUACUCUGUGCAGUUUCCAAACUGGGACCAGGAGAGAAAUACGAGCUCCACGCAGGAACGGAGUCCACGCCAAGCGUGGUGGUUCACGUCUGCGAAAGUGAAACUGAAGAGGAAGAAGAAACAAAAAACCCCAAACAGAAAAUUACCCAGACGAGGCGCCCUGAACCUCCAGCCGCAGCACUGAGUGAGCCCCAGACCUUCGAUGGGGCGCUGUGAGGGGUCUGGCUGGGGUGCCCGCCGCUGCCCCCCCGGGGCCCCGCCCUAGAGGUCCGUGUCCUUCCCUGGCACAGCGCUGCUCAGCCUGUGUGGAGGGGAGGCUGGGUGU